AUGCUCAACUGCUUCAAAAAGAUGCACUUAUUGGUGAAGCGAAAGCAAAAGAAGGACUUGUCUGCAAAUAAUUAUGGACAAACUUCACCGUUCUUUUUGGAGCCGAUGUCUGAAGUAGCACUGAGUGAACUGAUUUUGUCCGACUUAAAAAAAGUGCAAAUUAAGCAAACAGAAGUGGCAGAAAAACAGAGAGAAACUUCUAGAUUUGGCAUUGAGAAUUUGCCUGAUGUUGUCCUGGGUAAGAUAAUCUCAUAUCUGCACUGGAAGGAAAAAGAAUGGUUACUGCUGGCGAUUCCUAGCUUGGAGCGUCUAAUGAAUUCACCAUUGGCCUGGGAGAACUUCGAGAAUGAUCGAAGCUACGCUACGGAGAAACUGUAUAUGUACAUUUGUUUUCCAUUCUUAAUGGAACACGAACUUAGUGUUAUUAAGAAAUACGGCAGGUUCUUUCAGACCUGCACACUAUGGAUUCACAAAGUAACGACUUUUGAUAAAGAAAGAGGUAACGAUUUUCGGCUGCUUGGUGCUGUCUCAAAACACUGCCAUGGUCUGAAGGCGCUGUCGAUCAUGCAUACUUCUGACAUCUCAGUGCCGAUGCUCAAGACAUGCGCACAAUCUUACAUUUGGUCUUUGCAGGAACUUGUUCUCAAACGAGGCUCAGGUUUCCGGUUAUCCCUGAAGAGCCUGUUCUAUGCCUCUAUCGAGAGUGUAGAGACGGGCAUUUUCAGUUAUUUAACAUACAUCCAAGAGAAAGGACUUCUUUGUCACCUCUCAUGUUUAGAUUUUUCCCAUGGCCUAAUCAUUGACUUUGGCAGCAAUAAAAUCGCACCCUUUUUAGUGCAGUGUGUGAAUUUAAGAAUACUUAAAUGCCCAAUUCAAACAGUGAACUCAAAUCUAAUUAUUUGCUUGGUCAAGAAGAAUUUAUCAGAACUAUACGUAGUCAACGAUGACCACACACAGCAGACAUGUUUCUCUGAGAAAAUCAUGAUGGACUGGAAUAAAGUCAACUGUGAACUGUCAAUGGUUAUGAAAUACAAAUUCAACGUCCAUUACAUUUUUAAAAACCGAACAGUCUGCAACGAAGAUAUGAUCCCAAAUCCGUUUCUGAAGUCCCUUAUAUUUGAUAAUCUUUCCAGCAAUAUUUCUGCGUCGCUUCUUCAUCAUAUCGCCAAUUUAUACGGCCAAACGAUACUGAAUUUAGCCUUCUGCAGCAACUACUGGGAGUUUCUGAUGCAUUUUGCCGAUUUAGGACGAAUCAAUGAAAGUUUCAAAUAUUUGGGACGGAAAUGUCUUUAUCUAAAAUCGUUUCUUUCUUGCCUGUCUCUGCCAUCAUCAGCGUUAUUUUGCCUAGUCGUUCAUUCCAGGCACUUGUCCACAGUUCGAGUUUACAAAGAAAAUGUUCGACUGUCCGUCUCAGACAAGCCUGAAGGGUUUUUCCUACAGAAGAUGGCCGAGGCCCUAGGCACUCCAAGCUGGGACAUGGUGAAGAAGGGAGACAAUAUCUUCAUCGUCCCUAGUGUCAACUGCAAAUUACUGUUCGCUAGUUGUUUCAGCGAAUUUUAA
Candidula unifasciata is the source of this 1560-nucleotide messenger RNA. NCBI's taxonomy places the organism in Eukaryota, Metazoa, Mollusca, Gastropoda, Stylommatophora, Geomitridae. The record is from the annotation of a GenBank genome assembly.